AUGAAUGUGACGGAGUUGAAUCUCUCGGAUCGCUGUGAGCAUUUCUCCUGUCCAGAGAGAUCUGGAUCUCCUGCAGUUUAUAUCUUACUGUACGUGUGUUCAGCUGCUGUGGUUCUUCUAACAGUGUGUGGAAAUCUGCUCGUCAUCAUCUCUGUUGUUCACUUCAAGCAGCUUCACACACCGACCAACAUGCUCGUGCUCUCUCUGGCUGUGUCGGAUUUCCUCGUUGGUGCUUUUGUGAUGCCUCUGAUGUUAAUCUGGUCGAUUGAAACGUGUUGGAUUUUUGGGAAGAUUUUCUGCACUGUCUUUUGGUUUAUUGGCAGUUUUGUCACAAUUAUAUCCAUCUAUAAUAUCGCUCUGAUCGCUGUGGAUCGCUAUUUGGCUCUUUCACACCCUUUUUUCUACAUGAACAGAGUAUCAGUGACGAUCAGUUGUAUUGUGAUUGUUUUUGACUGGUGUGUAGUGGUGACUUAUGUCCUUGCACUUAUUUAUUUCAAUGGAAACUUCACAGGUUUUGUCAUGUGUCCUGGGGAGUGUUUGCUCUAUCCGAACGAGGUUUGGUUUAUAACGAAUCUUGUAUUUUCUUUUAUAUUUCCACUUUCUGUCAUAAUCAUAUUGUACAGUCGGGUUUUUCUGAUCGCUAAGAAACACGCCACUGCUAUCAGAGAGCUUAAUAAUCACACACGACCUCAAACACAGAAAAUCACCUCCCACUCCAUGAAAUCUGAGAGAAAAGCAGCCAAAGUCCUCGGCAUUUUAGUGGCCGUGUUUGUAGCGUGUUUACUUCCGUAUUAUAUUUGCAGUUUGUUAGGGAGUGUUACUGCAAUACAAGCAGCAAUAUUUGAGAUACUUGUGAUGGUGCUUUAUCUGAAUUCCACCAUUAAUCCGGUUAUUUACGCUCUGUUUUAUCCGUGGUUUAGGAGGUGCAUUAAAUUAAUUAUAACUCUGCAAAUAUUCCAAACAGACUCUGCAUUAAUCAAUGUUCUUACAUGA
Silurus meridionalis is the source of this 993-nucleotide messenger RNA. RefSeq names its product trace amine-associated receptor 13c-like. Gene Ontology annotation, cellular component: membrane. The transcript has a single exon. The record is from RefSeq and is a predicted model, not a curated record. Gene Ontology annotation, biological process: G protein-coupled receptor signaling pathway. Lineage: Eukaryota; Metazoa; Chordata; Actinopteri; Siluriformes; Siluridae. Gene Ontology annotation, molecular function: trace-amine receptor activity. The coding region runs from base 1 to 993 and encodes 330 amino acids.